Messenger RNA from Physella acuta, 2204 nucleotides. RefSeq names its product DNA-binding protein inhibitor ID-2-B. The record is from RefSeq and is a predicted model, not a curated record. Gene Ontology annotation, molecular function: protein dimerization activity. Lineage: Eukaryota; Metazoa; Mollusca; Gastropoda; Physidae.
UCAGACGUGAACGUAAAUAAAGUGGUCCCUCUUGUUCGCGUCUGUAUCAGUUGAUGUCAACAUCGGAUGUACACGAGUCGUAUACUGACCACCACCGCAAAUUUCGGACAGUGUUAAGUGUUGAGUUGGAUUAAAAUUAUUCUAAUUUGGAUUUAGCUUGGCUGUUUCUUAUAUUCUUCAAAAGAAAAAAAAAUUGUGAAACUUCAGUUCGGCAAGACAGAUUUUAAAUUACGUCUAAAGCCACCCACAUCAUCGCCUUGUUAACGGUAGCCCCGUGAGUGCCAGACAAAAAUCGAUUUCUGAUUCCCUCCCGCCUGGAAGUUGAGCCACACUGCACAUUGCCAGCACUUGGCAAACAGUCGGCAGAGAUCAAUCGAUUCCAGCACGAGCAUGAAAGCCGUAGCGACAGAAAGGCCGAGGACUGGCAGCAUUCUUGGAGUGAAGAAAGACGCCAACAUCAUGAAGGCAGCUAGCAUCGAGUUCCGUGGGGAGAAAUUCAAUCUCAGCGAUGAAAUGAAGGAAUGUUUCCUCAAGCUCAGCGACAUGGUCCCCGACGUCCCCAGGAACGAGUCCGGCAACAUCGACGGCACCGUGCUCAUGCAGUACGUCAUCGACUACAUCCUGGACCUGGAGCUCCAGCUCGACGGUCAGGGCAACCUCACCACGACGGCGGCGUUCACGUCAUCCUUCCCCUCCAAGUUCGUCACCGACUCCUCGAGAGAGCCCUUGUCGGAGAAGACACUGGACAACAUUGUCGCGUCACAUUACGAGUUUCAGAUGUCAUCCCCCGCCACUUCACUCAGUGAUGAUUUGAUAUCAAGGACGGGAGACUGUGACAUCAGACCACCCUCUAAGUGAAAUACUCCACUCAUAAACACAUGAACCAUGAAAGCUACUGUGAUGUAUCCUUCCAACACUCGCCCCCCACACCCCCUAACCCACACACACCAUUGUCGUCACCAUCUGUGUGGUGCUUGUCUACGUGAAGUGGUCACCUGUCUCUUCUGAAUGGUCACCCUCUCCAGAUUCAAGCAAAAAAAAACGUCUCUCCAGUCAUCCAUGGGUCACGUGACUUUUUCUUUGUUCAGUGGUUCUCAUCAGGAACAGUGAGGCGACCCCCACCCCCACACAGUUUUCCCACACUCUUGAUGUCUUCACAGCUGUGUUGUGGGAGGUGUGGAGAAAAUACGGCGUGGGGGGGGGAGGGAGGUUUAGCUACUGUGACAAUAGAAACAAUGGUGCAUUCAGUCUUUAACACCUGACAAGGUAUACAUGAACUUUGAACUGGAGACGUGAAAAUAACAAAUGGGGGAUCACUUUGAUAUGAACAAUUUGUGAUAAAAAUAAGACACAACAGGAAAUCUUCAACUCGAAAGGAUUAAAAAAAUUUGGAAGUUUCAAGAUUUUUUUUUAUGUGAACUGUAAUGUUUUUUAUGGAGUAGUGUUUAGAAAGUUAAGUCAAGUAGUUUGUAUUCGAUGUGAUACUAGAUUUUUGCAAUACUUCUUGCUUCUGUGGCUAGUGUAGAGAGAGAUAGACUUUAAAAAUAGACUUUAAAAAAAGAUUGACUUUAAAAAAAUUAUAUAGAUUUAAAAUCUAAAUAUAGAUUGUGAAUACGAGAUUGUAAAUUUAAUUUACCUUAAAUUUAAUUUACGGUUUAAAUAAAUAUUUUGUACAGAUGAGAGAAAUAAAAAUUGUUUUAUGCGAGGUCACACAAGGGCAGUUUGUACAUUGUUACAAAGUGUGUUAAAAUUUGAAUUGAGGUCAAGAUGUGUGUUGGGUGUGUCAGGUGUGUUGUCUGAAGUGUGUGGUACAUAAUCUGGGUGUGUUGUGUAAAACACAGCUAAUUAUGUAAGGGUGUGUUGAUUGUUUCAAAAUGUACAUAGAUGAUUGUGGUAAGAUCGGUUGAAGAAAUGUAAAUAUGAUUGUGUUUUGCGUAUAUGAAUAUGUAUAAAGUGUUGCGGUUGAGUUUGGAGUAUGGUUGUAGCUAUGAUUGUGACAUGAAUGUAUGUGUUAUCAGUUGAGUACGAUUGUACCAAUCCUGAUUGUAAAGAUGUGUGCAAUCUAAGAUGUUUAUUCUACACUCUUUAUAUAUGUAUAUUUUAUACGUGAAUGUUACAGAAGGCUUUUUAUUUUAUGUUAUAAUCAUUUAUUAUACUUAAAAAAGAUUAUUUUGUGAUUAAAACAAGAUUGUAAUGCACAUAAA